AGCAUUAGGUGCUGAGAAGCCAUUAGACUGGAUCUUAGCAAGACUGAGAGGGUAAACAUCAUGAGGAGUCGCAGUAAUUCAGGAGUAAAGCUUGACAAUUAUGCAAGAAUGGUCCAUAAAACAAUUCUCUGUCACCAGAAUCCGGUAACAGGGUUACUACCAGGAAGUGCUGAUCUCCCACAUGCCUGGGUCCGAGACAAUGUGUACAGCAUCCUGUCUGUGUGGGGUAUGAGUCUGGCCUACAGGAAGAACGCAGACCGAGAUGAGGAUAAGGCCAAAGCUUAUGAAAUGGAGCAGACCGUAGUAAAGCUUAUGCGGAGCUUGCUGCAGUGUCUGAUGAGGCAGCUGGAGAAGGUGGAGAAGUUCAAGUACAGCAAGAGCACUGCAGACUGCCUGCAUGCCAAGUAUGACACAAGAACAUGUGCUACUGUGGUCGGCGAUCAAGAAUGGGGUCAUUUACAGGUGGACGCUACAUCCAUCUUUCUGCUGUUCCUGGCUCAAAUGACAGCUUCAGGGCUAAACAUUGUGUACACACGCGACGAGGUCGAUGUUGUCCAGAAUCUUAUGUUCUACAUUGAAACAGCAUACAAAGUAGCAGAUUUUGGAAUGUGGGAGCGAGGGGACAAGACAAAUCAAGGAAUCCCAGAAAUCAAUGCUAGUUCUAUCGGAAUGGCUAAGGCAGCCCUUGAGGCCUUGGAUGGAUUAAACCUUUUUGGUGCCAAAGGUGGGCCAGAGUCUGUUGUUCACGCUUUGGCUGAUGACAUACAGCGCUGCCAAUCGAUCCUCAGUUCCAUGCUGCCAAGAGCCUCUACUUCUAAAGAGGUGGAUGCUGGAGUCCUUUCCAUCAUCUCCUACCCAGCGUUUGCAGUUGAGGACAUUGACAUUGUUAACACUACUAAGGAGGAGAUCAUCUCAAGACUGCAGGGCAGAUACGGAUGCUGUCGUUUUCUUAGAGAUGGCCACAAAACCCCGAAAGAGGACCCAAAUCGUUUAUACUAUGAGUCAUCAGAGCUGAAGCUCUUUGAGAAUAUUGAGUGUGAAUGGCCGCUGUUUUGGACUUACCUCAUCCUUGAUGGAAUUUUUAUCAACAGCCCUGAGCAGGUACAGGAGUAUCGAGAUGCCUUAGAUGCAAUUCUGAUCAAAGGGAAAGAUGGAGUGCGUUUUGUUCCUGAGCUUUACAGUGUUCCUCUGGAUAAGGUGGAUGAAGAAUAUAUCAAUCCCCAUACUGUGGAACGAGUGCCACUGGGCAAUUGUCCAUUGAAAUGGGCCCAGUCUCUGUACAUAUUGGGUAAUCUGUUGGCAGAGGGUUUUCUAGCACCUGGAGAGAUAGACCCCCUUAACAGACGUUUGUCCACCAUACCCAAGCCUAAUGUUGUGGUUCAGGUGUCAAUUCUGGCAGAAACAGAGGGCAUUAAACAGCUUCUGCAAGACCAGGGCAUCGAAUCUCAGACCAUGGAGGACAUUCAUCCAAUCAGAGUUCAGCCUUCUAGAGUUCUUAGUCACAUCUAUGCCAGACUUGGACGUAAUCAGAGACUAGGUUUGACCGGGAGGCCAUACCGCAGUAUUGGUGUACUGGGGACAUCCAAAUUCUAUAUCAUACGCAACACCAUAUUUUCCUUUACACCCCAAUUUAUAGAUCAUCAACAUUUUUACCUGGCCCUGGAUAACAAAAUGAUUGUGGAAAUGCUCCGUACUGAUUUCUCCUACCUUUGUUCACACUGGAGGAUGACCGGAAGGCCUACUGUCACUUUUCCAAUCUCUCAAAGCAUGCUUACUAAUAAUGGCAAAGAAAUUGAUCCUGCAGUACUAGCUACUUUAAAAAAGCUGCAAGAUGGCUACUACGGUGGGGCAAGAGUGAAGACUGGGAAACUGGACUCAUUCCUGGAUACAUCCUGUUGCACUCACCUCACGUUUAUGGAUUGUGAGGUGGACGACUUGGCAGAGUAUCUCGAUCAGCUACUUGCCAUUCCCCAGCAGAGUCCCAUCCGCACUGCUAAAGGAGGACUCAACCGCUUUAGAGCUGCAGCGAAUAAAACUCGAGAGAUGCUCUCUUUGGUGCACAAAGCCAAAGUGCUGAACAUACAUAAUGUGAGUCUGUAUCUCCCAACGAAUUUGUUCCGUGACCCACCAGUGCUCCACCAUUCAACUAAAGAAAUUCAGGUCGAAGUUCCUGCUUCAGUGAAUCUACCCAGAGAUGUGCACGGUGGAAUUGAUUAUCUAGCCCUGGUGCAGAUGCUGAAACAAUCCCAAAACCUUCAAGAUCAGGCUGAUAUCCUGUACAUCUUUUAUAAGGACAAAGGUAUGGACUGGGAUACCAACCUGCAUGGAAAAGGCUGGACGGUAAAGCGACUCCUGAGUGACUUGUAUGAGAAAGCAGGCAGCCUGAGACACUGGGGACUUGUCCGGAUGGUCUGUGGCUUGCUCCGCAGGAAAGUGGAAGAACUAGAUGAGGCUUGCACAGAUUUGCUUGCUCAUCAGAAGCACUUGACAGUGGGUCUUCCUCCUGAGCCUCGAGAGAAAACCAUAUCAGCCCCCAUGCCUCCAGACAAGCUGGCCAGGCUUAUUGAUGAGGCGAGUGAGAAUAAUCUCACGAUUGCAAUCCUCACUCAGGAGAUUAUGGUGUAUCUGGCCAUGUGUAUUAGAACGCAGCCGAAACUUUUCAGUGAAAUGUUCCGGCUUCGCAUUGGCCUCAUUAUCCAGGUCAUGGCCACUGAACUGGCACAGUCACUCAGCUGCUCUGGUGAAGAGGCUACUGAAAGUCUGAUGAACUUGAGUCCAUUUGAACUGAAGAAUCUUCUCCUUCAGAUCCUCAGCGGCAAAGAGUUUCGAGUGCAGAGAAGUGUCCGCUCAGCUGGAACUGGAAUAAGUCCAGCCAUUUCUAUUCAAGACAAGAGCAAAUCCGGUUCUGCAAAAGGUCAAUUAAUAGCAAGCUCACAGCUCAAGCAUGACCUUAAACUGCCCUUAUCGGUGCAUUCCUUGGAUAUUGACAACAUCGAGUCAGGGAGGUAUAGACUUCCAUGCAUUGAGUCAUUUCAAGGGGCUUUGGGAGCUACAGUGCAGGGCAGCACACAAGGCCAGUGGCUUCGCCGUCGUCGAUUAGAUGGAGCUCUGAAUAGAGUGCCUAUUGGUUUCUACCAGAAGGUCUGGAAAAUCCUACAAAAGUGUCAUGGACUGUCUAUUGAAGGGUGUGUCCUUUCAUCAUCAAUUACAAAAGAGAUGACUCCCGGUGAGAUCAAGUUUGCUGUACGCGUGGAAAGUGUGCUGAACCGUGUCUCACAGCCUGAGUACAGGCAGCUGCUUGUGGAGGCAAUCCUAGUCCUGACCAUGCUGGCUGAAGUGGACAUCAAUAGCAUAGGAGACAUCAUUCAUGUGGAAAAGAUUGUGCACAUGGCCAGCGACAUGUUCUACAAAGAUCAGAAAGACUUGGGAGCAGAUGAUACACUUCUGGAAAGGGAUCAGUCCAACGGUAUCUGCAGGUUACUUUAUGACAGCUCACCCAGUGGCCGGUUUGGGAGCAUGACCUACCUGUCUAAAGCUGUAGCUGUGUAUGUUGAUGAAUUCUUGCCAACUGGGGCCUGCUCGCUUCAGUGACACACUCAGCCUGUGAUUUCAGUAUAUCACUGAAUAAAAUGAUUGAAAAACACAACACCCA
Silurus meridionalis is the source of this 3652-nucleotide messenger RNA. RefSeq names its product phosphorylase kinase, alpha 1b (muscle) (gene phka1b). Gene Ontology annotation, molecular function: calmodulin binding. Gene Ontology annotation, biological process: glycogen metabolic process. Bases 61 to 3591 code for a protein of 1176 amino acids. Gene Ontology annotation, cellular component: phosphorylase kinase complex. NCBI's taxonomy places the organism in Eukaryota, Metazoa, Chordata, Actinopteri, Siluriformes, Siluridae. The record is from RefSeq and is a predicted model, not a curated record. The transcript has 32 exons.